Messenger RNA from Penicillium argentinense, 1341 nucleotides. RefSeq names its product putative general amidase. The transcript is spliced from 6 exons. NCBI's taxonomy places the organism in Eukaryota, Fungi, Ascomycota, Eurotiomycetes, Eurotiales, Aspergillaceae. Bases 1 to 1341 code for a protein of 446 amino acids. The record is from RefSeq and is a predicted model, not a curated record.
AUGGGGUCCACCGACAAAAGCAUCCCCUGGCAGGAAAGAGUGGCCAAGAAGCAGCUACAGUGUGCAGAGAAAAUACCAUCGACAUGGAAAUUGUCCGAGGCAUUUUGGUCCAACUUUCAAACUCCUUUAGCGGACAACAAAACCGACCUUGUCCAGGAGCAAGUGAUUCGCAAGUCUGGCAUUCUCACGGACCGCGAGUUUGAGAUUACUGAGAGCUAUACUGUGUCAAGACUUCUAUCAGCUUUGGCAACUGGAGCAUUGACUUCUGCGGAGGUGACACUGGCUUAUUGCAAGCGCGCUGCGGUUGCGCAGCAGCUGGUGAAUUGCCUUUCAGAGACAAUGUUUGAUGAAGCCCAGAAGAGAGCUGAGCACCUGGACAGUCUGCGAGCUCAGGGCCAGCUGGCUGGUCCACUACAUGGACUUCCUAUUAGUAUCAAAGAUAAUUUUCAUCAUAAGGGAACCGAAGCAACAAUUGGGAUGCUGUCUUUCCUCGGUGAGGUGUCAUCAGAAAGCUCGCCCCUGGUUCAGCUUCUACUGAAGCUGGGAGCGGUCAUUUAUGUCAAGACUAAUGUUCCCCAAACUAUGAUGACCACAGACUCCCACAAUAAUGUAUUCGGGCGCACUUUGAAUCCUCGAAAUACCAUGCUGGGUCCCGGUGGAUCUAGCGGCGGCGAGGGUGCCUUAAUUACUCUUCGAGGCUCACCACUGGGAGUCGGAACCGACAUUGGCGAGGCCCAGGGUCACCAGAUCAUUCCACUGGAUUCGCAGGAAUGCCGAAUCAUGGAGGCCAAUGAGAUUGCUUUUGCGAUCUUUUCUCUGGACCCGGGUGCUAGGAACCACCUCGAAGCGUCCGGAGACCCCCCAGUCCCAGCUUUGCUCCACAUUGGUCAACAGGGCGAAAAGCUGAGGAAGUAUGCAAAGUCAACUCUACCAGACGUGAGCUCACUGGAUCGUAUGGGUCAGCUUGCUGCACUCAAUACUCUCCGUGCAGGCCUGCGGGAAAGUUACCGGAAACUGUGGCUGAAACACGACUUGGAUAUUUGCCUUUCUCCCCCGGCCCAGAGUACAGCUGUUCAGCACGACACAUUCGGAAUACCCCCGUAUACAGCAUUCUUGAACUGUCUCGACUUCCCAUCCUGCAUUCUUCCAUUUGGACACGUGGGAGAGGAAGAUGCAGGGCAGACUUUCGCACUGAGAGAUGACCAAGUUGGCCCAGAAUAUAACUUCCAGGUGCUCAAUGGUGCCCCGUGCUCUGUUCAGCUUUUCACUCCUAAUAUGCGCGACGAAGAGUGCUUGCAAAUGGCCAAGCAGAUUGAUCAAUGUCUCAGGAAUAGGGACUAG